GCUACGUGCCUUCAGUCAUCACUCACCAGCUGCCUAUCGCUGUGUCUGUGUCUGUGUUGUGUUGUUAGCGUAGAAAUGACGAGCUCAGAUUCAUCCACAGUUCGCUCUGUCGCGUGAGGUGAAACAGCUCAGCUGCAGACGUCUGUCUACACGGGACUGGUGCAUCAAACUAGCAGUGCAAGACAACACGCAAGAAACACACAGCCGCUCACUCGCUACAGUCCUUGCCCCUUCUGCUGUUCUUCCAGCCACUGCAUCGCCUGGCCACACAGCUGCUCCGCCUGCUCCAGAUUCACCUUGGCGACGGUCUUGACGUGCGAGUCCUUGAAGUUCUGCAGGAACCGCUCGGCCUGCUGGGCGGCGUCAGGGUGGUCUUUGAACAUGCGCUGCACGUGCUCCGCAAGAUCACGCCAAAAUGCGUCGGCCGCAGCCGGCAGGGACUUAGGUGAUGCCAUGGAUUCAACGCAUGGAUCCUCU
This is a messenger RNA of Vitrella brassicaformis, 477 nucleotides long. The record is from the annotation of a GenBank genome assembly. Lineage: Eukaryota; Vitrellaceae.